AUGGUGAAGCACCUCCAUUCAACUCUCAGCGAUGAAGGCAUCGAAGACGACGAGCUAAGAGACAUUGAGCUGCAGCGGCACCGCGGGCCCUUAUCCCAUGCAAGUACCGGACCUCGGAGCUCCCCAGCUCGAGGCCAUUCCUUAGACGGUGAAUGGCAACUGGAAGGAGAUGCACCAUUGCACGAGUUUUCCAGCGCCCACCCAGACGAUGGACAGCUGCCAGAAACCGCCCCGAUUCCGUCUGGGUUGGUGGAGAUCCGCGACGCGCCGAUGAAUGCUACCAGGAGGCCUGCCCGGUUGGACUUGUCCGAGACGUGCUCGACAACUCGUCGAAGCACCCCUUGCAGCAGCGACCAUUUUAUUGGUCCAUGGGACUUCGUCUCUGUACAAUCAGACGUAUCGAAUUUGUCUGCCUCUGAAGAGGCUGAGGAGCCCGCUGGCCCCGAAAACCCUAAAGCCCCCCAAAAAGCUGUCGUGUUGCCGUCAAAGAGAAAGUCCGAACAGCAACAGAAAAGGCCUUACAACACACGAGCAAAGCCCAAAAUCUCCUAUGCAGAUGGCGACAGUAGCUCCGAUGAAGAAGAUGAAUUAGAGGAAGUUGCACGUCCUGAGACUGCGGCUCGCGCUUCAGCAAAGAAGUCGACCAAGAAAAUAAGCCCUGUCAAGAAUAAUGCCACAAACCCGGCGAAGAAGCCCUCUCCGAAGACACAAGAGCCAGAGAAACGGGAUGAGAGCGAAGUUCUUCGAGUACGAGAGAACGGGAGAAGGAGACAGCGCCGUAAGACACCGCUUCCUAUUGACGAUGAGACCCAGACUGUUCCGAUCACGCUUCCCGCAACUCCUCCAGUUACCGACCAGAGACCGAGGAAGCACCAGAAAUGUCAGACACAAAAAGCUCCAGCUGCAACCAGACUUAGACCCUAUAGCAAGAACAACGAUGAAGAAAACACACCUCAGGCUGCCAGACCUAAUACUAGUACUUCCCCGCAGCUCGGCUCAGAUCAGCCACUUCACGUACCAUCCAGUAUUGGCAGUGAGAAUAUGCGUGUUUCAUGCCUCGAACACUCUCCUCUUGCGGACAUUGUUCAAGAUGAUGAAGACCAAGAUGUGAGCAGUAUGGUGGUGUCUGUCCAUUCAACAGAAGUGACGACGCCGGGCGCUCCACCAAGCCCUAAACGAAUAUCCAGCAUGCAAGGCCCUAUACCGUCUUACCAGCCGCUUCCACGCCCUACGUCUCCCCCUAGUGUCUUUGAAAAUGUGAGAGAAUCAAUCGAAUUCAUGCCAGCUACCCGGCCGGCUCUUGCUGGUGACUUAUCGCUUCUCAUGUCGAGGAAUGUAUCCAGACGUGACGAAGAUAUCGGGCAUCGAUUGCAGGAAAUCCACAAGCGAAUCGGAAUCUAUCUAGAAAGCAAGGAAAAAGAGGUCGCCUCCGUUGCCUCUGUAUACCUCAAGAACGGCACACGCUGCGUGGAUCGUCUUCAGAAUCGAUUCUCGAAGGAGCGCAACAGCUUCCUACAAAAGCUUCAAGAAGACAAAGAUGCAUUUGACAAGUCCAUUAGUGCUGCGAAGCGUAGCCUCCACAUCUACCUACGCAUCAUGUUAGGGACAGCUAAAGAAGACAGCCUUCUCGGCGAUGGGAAUGAGGCCUUGACCUUGAUCUAUCACAUGGACAUUGAGCUCGUCAAAGACUUUAGGAUCUUUGGCGGAAAUAGCAACGAAUCGACAAAAAUGGAAAGCCGACGUCUUCUCUUUUACAAUCUUCCACCGUCCUGUACCGCGUUGCAGGUUGCACGCGCAGCAGCCGCCUUUGGUCAGGUACUUCGGAUCAGCGAAGCAGCACCCGCCGUGAGAGGUGCAAAUGAUGGUAGCUUUACAAUGCUGAUCGAGUUUGCGGUAUCUGAUUCGUCCACCAUGUUUCAAAGAGCCGUCAUGUCUACCUGCCCGCAAUUUAUCUCAGAGACCGGCGAGCUAUACGGCGCCGGUGUUUGGGUUAUUCCAACUCCCUCGUUUCCCAUUUCCUACUACACCGAUUCAUCUCUGGAGAGGGGCUUUACGCGUACCAUUUCGAUAUCACCGGUCGCGGAUAUCCAUGUAUGGUUCAUCAUUUGUGCUGUCGCAGCCCCGCCUGACAUCUUGGACGCCGAGUACGACGGCACAACCCAAACACUAGAAAUGGAGUUUGCUGGAGUCGAAAUUGCGCAUCAAGCAUGGGCAUGCUUCAGGAGGGGCCUCUUUGGCUUUAUCUUUGCCGAUAGAGUAGCUCAUGUGGAACCGCGCACAGAUCGCGUCGAAUAUAGUGGCUAUAUCAAGUUCCUGCCUCCGGAUUACUUGAAACAGCGAUUCGAUUGCUAUCCAUUCAACCAGUACUGGCCAGAGACAUACUACUAUGUGAUGACGUGGCGAAACCUUCAUCCAAGGUUCAACCUCCAGAAACGUGAUAUCCCAGCGUCCGAUGCAACGGCUACCGACGAUGAAUCCAACCAGACUUUGUCAAGCUAUACGACAAGCGUGGACAAUGAGCCUCGCGGGCGAUCACUUUUGCCAAAAGUCUCCCCAUGCCCCAAGAGGCAGAGGCAAAGUGUGACAGAGCUGCUCGCCAGCGGCGAUGAUCCCCAGCUUCUGGGAAACUGGGACACUUUUUUUCAGAAUCAAUCGACGAUAAGCUUGAGAGAGUGGGAAAAAUAUGCAAAGAUUGCAAAGCACAGGAGGGAGCUCUCCGCCAGGCAAGGCUUGGCAGAUGGCAUCAUUCCCAAGUGCGAUGGGACUUGCGAGCUCGACUGCAAGGACAUCACGGAGACACCUCGUCCGCAAGAAGUGGACAUAUUCUUGGCGAAAUCACAGGAAGAGUUGCUGAUUGAUUUAUAA
Beauveria bassiana ARSEF 2860 is the source of this 2865-nucleotide messenger RNA. RefSeq lists its product as uncharacterized. The record is from RefSeq and is a predicted model, not a curated record. The transcript is spliced from 4 exons. The coding region runs from base 1 to 2865 and encodes 954 amino acids. NCBI's taxonomy places the organism in Eukaryota, Fungi, Ascomycota, Sordariomycetes, Hypocreales, Cordycipitaceae.